AUGAAUUAGAUUUCCUCGUUUUGGAAUAAUUGUAAAAACAAAGUUCAUAGAUUGCUAGAAGUUAAAAAUAAUUGUCAUGAAAAUGAUAGGGUAAUCUGCAUAUACAAUAUACUUUUAAAAGAACUUAAAAAAAAUCAUAAGGGAAAAGAUCAUCAAUUAGAGAUAUUAGUUUUUGUUCGAGAUUCUCAACUUAAUAUAGGAUCAGUUUAAUGUGAAACUUGUUUUUAAAAAUAAAAAUAGGUUGAAACUUUCUUAUACUCUUUAGAUCUUAUGAAAAUUUUAGAAGAUGCUUACUUCUUCUUAGAUUAAGUUUCUUCUUGUUUUUUAAAUAAUUAGUAAUUUUUAGAAGAAGAACCAUACCAUUAAAUUAUGAUACUAAAGAUAAUGAAAGAAAUCUUAGAUAAUAAAUCAAUUAAUAAAGAAAUUAUUUGGAAGAUUAACAAAUUAAUUCUGGAAUUAGAAUCCUAUUUCAACUUUACUAAUGAUAAAAUAUUUCAUAAUUUAGGAAAGAUUCACUAUUCAAAUAUAAACAAAAUUUAGAUGAAUAAAUUUGUUUAAAAUAUCAAGAAUGAAUAAUAAUAAAUAAAAUCAUACAGAUAAUAUAUUAAAUUACUUCCAACUGUAAUAUCUAUAAGAAAAUUCCAUCCUUCGUCCGAUUAUAUAUACUAAUAAACAGUUUCUGAAGAGUUUCUUGCUAUUUUGGUGACCUAUUAAAUUUUAAUCUAUAACUUGAAAACUGGAGCUCUGUACAGUAAAAUUAAUGUUGAUUAUCAAAAUAAGAAGAUCUUAUUAUUUUAAUUUACAAACGAUGAAAAUUACUUGAUUUUUGCAUUUAAUAGCCCAAUUAAUUUGACAAUAUAUAAUAUGAAGAAGAAGAUCAUGCAAUAGAUAUAAGAAUAAACGCUUUGGAUGAGUAUGGUAUGUUGUAAACAAAAUAAUUAGAAUUAUUUAUUUAAAUACAAUGAAAAUCUAACUAUUAAGCAAUGCUUUUCCUUAGAAUAACAGGAUUGUAAUAAUUUUAAACUAUUCAAAAUAUAUUCUACUCAAGAAAAUUAAUUCUAAACAUUCAUUUUUUAUGAUAACAUGGAAGGAAAAUGGAAAUCUUUAAUAAGAAAUGACAAAGGAAGUAUCUUCAAAAAAAACAUAUAAAUUACUAAUAAAUUCAAACUCCUAUUCGUUCGAUCUUCUAGAAAGAAUUAUUUAUAUUUUACAUUGAUUUCAAACUCUAACAAAAAGAUAAGAAAAAUCAUUAAUUAAGAUGAAUAUUUUUUAAAAACAUACUUUUUCUCGAAAGAUGAGACCUACAUAAUAUCUUCUUCAUUAACUUUUUAUGAAAUUUAAACUGGAAAAAUUGCUUUUACAAUUAAAUUAAAUGAAAAAGAUGAGUUAUUAGAUGUAUAAAUGGAGGAUAGUAGAAUAAAAAUUUUAGCAUGGAGUAAUUUGUACAUUUACGAUCAAGUUAUCAAAAAUCAGUCAAAUAUGGCUGAAUAAUUGAAUUGA
This is a messenger RNA of Paramecium tetraurelia, 1500 nucleotides long. RefSeq lists its product as uncharacterized. The transcript has a single exon. The record is from RefSeq and is a predicted model, not a curated record. Lineage: Eukaryota; Ciliophora; Oligohymenophorea; Peniculida; Parameciidae.